Molecule: messenger RNA, 1860 nt
Organism: Wyeomyia smithii (pitcher-plant mosquito)
Lineage: Eukaryota; Metazoa; Arthropoda; Insecta; Diptera; Culicidae
Gene: Ran
Product: GTP-binding nuclear protein Ran
Exons: 3
Coding region: 523-1167 (214 amino acids)
Biological process (GO): ribosomal subunit export from nucleus; protein import into nucleus
Cellular component (GO): cytoplasm; nucleus
Molecular function (GO): GTPase activity; GTP binding
Source: RefSeq, a predicted model, not a curated record
AACUAGUGCGCCGCCUUGUCUUUCAAUGGAAAUUUGAUCCUUUUCAUUCGAUCUUUAGAAGGAACCGAUGUGGAGAAUUUUCCAUUACGGCCUGCUGAAUCAGAUUGCGCGAUUCUGCUCUCGUAUGCUCUUUUGUUUUUGAGAUGUAUGGGUGAGAGAGAGAAGCUCGAUUGUAUGCUUGUGUGAGAUAAACAUCGUCAUCGCCAAGCCAAAUUUUUUACCAACCGGCGAAAACGAUGGACAGCAUAACGGAAAAGUGUGUGUCCUGCACAAGAAGUGAGAAAGAAACUCGCGCCAUUCGUCUGUGAUGUGAAGUGUUCAAAGUCGGAGGGAAAGUGAAUUAGCUGUUUGAUUGUCAGGAUUUGUCUUUUUCAAAUAAAAAGAAACAAGAGACUUGCUUUUUAAAGGCAACAGAAAAAAACGUGCAAGAAGAUAAUUAAAGGCAACAGCUGUACAGGACGCUUCCCGUAAUUUGUUUCCCAGUUUGUUAUCACAUUCGAUCCAACACAGACAGUCGCAACGAUGGCGGAAGCAGAUAUGCCAACGUUCAAGUGCGUUCUGGUGGGAGACGGAGGUACCGGAAAAACUACUUUCGUCAAGCGUCACAUGACUGGUGAAUUUGAGAAAAAAUACGUGGCCACGCUGGGAGUUGAAGUGCACCCUCUUGUGUUUCACACGAAUCGAGGCGCCAUCCGAUUCAACGUUUGGGACACAGCCGGGCAGGAGAAAUUUGGCGGUCUCCGAGACGGUUACUACAUCCAGGGACAGUGUGCCAUCAUUAUGUUCGACGUGACGUCCCGAGUAACGUACAAAAAUGUCCCCAACUGGCAUCGAGAUUUAGUACGAGUAUGCGAAAAUAUUCCCAUUGUCCUAUGCGGUAACAAAGUCGACAUUAAGGACCGUAAAGUGAAAGCCAAGGCAAUCGUAUUCCACCGGAAGAAGAACUUGCAGUACUACGAUAUUUCCGCCAAGUCUAACUACAACUUCGAGAAACCAUUCUUGUGGCUGGCUCGGAAGCUGGUUGGCGAUCCAAACCUGGAGUUUGUAGCAAUGCCAGCUCUGCUGCCACCAGAAGUUAAAAUGGACAAAGAUUGGCAGCAACAGAUUGAGAAGGAUCUCCAGGAAGCGCAAGCGACCGCAUUGCCCGACGAGGACGAGGAUCUAUAGAUUUGGAGCAUCGUGAUCAUCUAUCAACAGUGAACUUUACAUUUAAUAAUAAUUAUGAAGGGUUAUAAUCGAAGCCACGUUUGGGUCAAGCGGCAGCGAACUGUAUCGUUAGGAUAAAGAGCGAUUAUGCGUGUUAUAAUUUAAUGCUAGCAGAUACAAGGCAAUGUAAGAAUUGUAGAUCUAGUUUGUUCACAUUCACUCAUAGGAAAAGCACUUAAACAGAGACUAACCAACCAAAAUUUCUCUUAUUUGCUGUUGGCUACCUAUUGUUUCUACUGUUCGUUUUAUUUUUACACAAUUUGUUAGUUACACCGAGAUCAAUUGUUUCCCCUGACUGUGUUUUCCGUUUUCUGCCCUGAAUGUAACUAAUUUUACAAUCAGUUACUGCAGAAAGCUUAUUAAUUUUUCCGGAUUUGAGAAAUAAAGUGAACAUUUGAAUCGUAAUCGAAAAAAUAACUACGAUUAUAUCUGUUCAAUAGUAAUUGUACUUUUGCUUUAGUUUUUUUAUGCACGUUGGAUAUUUUUGUCGGAAAACAGGCUCUAAAAGAACGAGAUUUGUGCUGUUUCGGCUUAAAGGUAUCUAUGUUGUCUAGCAGUGAAAUUAAACGCUUUCCCAGUAAGAGAACUGAAAUUUAUGAAUGUCCAUGGUAUGAAUGAUGAGUUUGAAUAAAAACCAAUUUCUUCUUAAUAUAA